Messenger RNA from Cavia porcellus (domestic guinea pig), 2398 nucleotides. It is a transcript of the gene Lrrc18, whose product is annotated as leucine rich repeat containing 18. The record is from RefSeq and is a predicted model, not a curated record. NCBI's taxonomy places the organism in Eukaryota, Metazoa, Chordata, Mammalia, Rodentia, Caviidae. Gene Ontology annotation, molecular function: protein binding. Bases 539 to 1324 code for a protein of 261 amino acids. The transcript has 5 exons.
UAGAACAGUGGUGAGGGGAAGAAAAGGCCCUUCCACCCUGUUCCUCCAACAUGGGCUCUGAGCUCUGAGGACCAGGCCCCCUUUCCGGGACCAGUGGAGGGAGACACUGGGCAGAGUGGUCCCAAGACACCAAUGCAAAAGUGAGGUCCCCAGUUUUUAAUACUGGUUUUCCAACAUUAUUCUGAAAGCAAUUGCAGAACUCAUGAAAGAGCCUGGCAUCUGACUUGGGCCUCAGGCUGGACUGAGAUUAUGCUAAUUCGCCCCAGGUGCCAAGUCUUUUGUUGCCUGGUGACAAAGUUUCCCAGUGGAGGAGGAGGACCUGGGACAGGGUGUGGGCCCCUGUGUGAAGACCCACCUUCACCCAGACAAACCAGGAGAAUGCACAGCGCUGGGCUCCUUCUUCAGUCACCCACAUCCAGCCACUGGGGGCGCCGGAGAGCAAGUUCCUACAGCAGUUUCAUGUGACCUCUUCCUCAGACUGGCCACCAUCCAAUCAGAAAGACACUCUAGCAACAUCUUCCUCCCUCAAUAAAAGAACAUGGCCAAGGGAGGGAAAGGCCCUAAGGGCAAGAAGAUCACCCUCAAUGUGGCCAAGAAUUGCAUUAAAAUCACCUUCGAUGGGAAGAGACGCCUGGACCUGAGCAAGAUGGGAAUCACCACCUUCCCCAAGUGCAUUCUGCGCCUCAACGAUGUGGAUGAGCUGGACCUCAGCCGAAACAUGAUCAGGAAGAUCCCCGAAUCCAUCGCCAGGUUCCAGAACCUGCGGUGGCUGGACCUGCACAGCAAUUACAUUGACAAGCUGCCCACGUCCCUCGGCCAGAUGACCACACUGCUCUACCUCAACGUCAGCAACAACCGCCUGAUGGCCAACGGGCUGCCCGUGGAGCUGAACCAGCUCAAGAACAUCCGCACCGUGAACCUGGGCCUGAACCACCUGGACAGCGUGCCCACCACGCUGGGCGCCCUGAAGGAGCUGCACGAGGUGGGGCUCCACGACAACCUGCUCAGCUCCAUCCCCAAGAGCAUCGUGCAGCUCCCCAAGCUGAAGAAGCUCAACACCAAGCGCAAUCCCUUUCCGAAAGGCAAUGAGAUGGACACCUUUGUGGACUCCAUCAAAAGGCUGGAGACCCUGCAUCUGGUGGAGGAGAAGGACCUGUGCGCGGCUUGCCUGAGGAAAUGCCAGCUGGCUCGGGAGAAGCUGAACCGAGUCAAGAGCACAGCCACAGCGGCACCAAGAAAGACCCUGUUUUCCUCUUUGAUCUCCCCUAACUCCAUGGCCAAGGAAUCUCAGGAAGAGUGGAGGUUGCGCCCAACAUCCUCCUAGAGUAGCUUAUGGCAAAACACGGAGACUGCUCAGGACACAGGAACACACGGCUCUGAAGAGGAGAAGCCGGUUAGGAGAAGACAGAGGGCGGGAGCACCCAGAAGCCGGGUCUCCGCACUGCCCACGGCCCUGGCUUAGCUCACGAGCUCCCGGCCGUCUCCUGAACCCGAGACCAUCUCAUCUGCUGUUCUAAGUGUAUACAGAGCAAACAUCUAAGAUAAUCAGCCACAUUAGCAACCUUGGCAAGCUUCAAAGACGACAUUGAGACUUAGAAGCCUUGCGAUCUCCACAUUCCACUCACCCUGGUGUAAUCACUAUCUGAUCAUAGUGACGCGCGCAUAACGUAAUGCUGCGAGCAGCUCGAGUUUGUAUAACUCACCUACACAGAGAAACAAAGGCACUAAGAUAAAGUAGAAUUUUAAUGCAUCUUUCAGUUAUGUACGGGAAGGCAGAAAAAAAGAGAACAGAGGCACAAACAGGGAAAGAAAACAAUACAAAAAUGUCAGACUUAUGUCCUAACAUUUCAGCAUUCACAUGAAAUGCAAACGGUCAAAUUUAUGUACAGUGGCACCAAAAGGAAACAAUCAAUGUCCUUCAGUGUACAGCCGGUUGAAAAAGCUCCGGUAUAUUCAUACGUGAAAUACUAUGUGGUCAUGAAAAAGGAGCAUGCUAUUUACACAUUCAGCACGUCCAAUAGAGCUCAGUGGUAUCAUUCUGAGUUUAAAAACAGCCAAGCUCCAGCGAUCACUUCCUCUGUGGUACUAUUUGUAGAAUGUACUUCAAAUGACGGUGUCAUAGAGAUGGGAGCUAAAGACAGCUGGCAGUGACAGAGGCAGGCAUGAUCAUCAGAUCCGUGCUGCAUGUGCUGCAUUGUGGCAGUGGUACAGCAGUCUACACCCGUGAUAGGAUGACAGAGAUCCACACCACGCAUGGCAGUGUGAAUGCCUGGUUUUGAGAUGGUACCGUAAACAACUCGAGCCUGCGUGGAGGCCGUGGGGUGGAGAUGAAGGGGCCUUCUCCACUGUACAGUUUCCUGGGGACCUACAGUUAAUUUACAAUAAAAAUGUAAAAAUG